UGUGACUUUGUAUCGGACCUGGGGUGUCCCGGGAAGCGGGCGGGCAUGCUGUAACAUUUUGUGUGCGUCUGACUCGUUGCUGCGCGCCUCUUUCAGGGCUGGAUCUCGCCCAGCAUUAAUAAUCCCACUGCAGUUCCCUCCCCUUACCCGCUAUAUUCCAAGGCGGGGAGGAAGCUCCACCGCCGCUGCCGCCGAUCUCCACUACCUUCACCCCUCCCUCUCUCUUUCUUUCUCUUGUUCCCCUCCCUCGCCCUGGGAAGGACGAUGGACAACAAGCCGCUGCUCCAGGAUAGGCCACCCGCAUAUGUGCCCAGCUCGGCGAACUACGAGUACGCCCAGACUUACGGGACCAUCCCGCCGCCUGGAUACCAACAGCAGCCUCCUCCGUACUCCUACCCAGCCUCAGGAUACGUGCCUCCUGUUUCAGUAGGUGUUCAGCCUCCUGUCUGUCCAACGUCGAACUAUUCCAACACUUACACCAUCAUCCAGCAACCCACUGCCGCUUCUGUGGUAGUGGUGGGCGGGUGCCCUGCCUGCAGAGUUGGUGUUCUGGAAGAUGACUUCACUUGCCUUGGUGUGCUCUGUGCAAUAUUUUUCUUCCCCAUUGGGAUCCUCUUUUGCCUGGCAUUGCGACAACGGAGAUGCCCGAAUUGUGGGGCCAGUUUUGGUUGAUGGGUUUGAUGGCCAUGUCUUUUUUUACUAUAAAUUCUCUCCUAUUCUGUAUAAAUUGCCAUGAAUGAACUGUCAUCAUUCUGUAUUUAGUUUGAUGGAACUUGAGUUGAUCUUUAAAGAAAUAUAAUUUGAAAAGUCUGAACAAUUAAAAGUAAUUUGUUUUUGAAUGUUUAAAAUGUACAGGAGAAAAAUUGUCUCUGUACUCUGGUUCUGCAGAUGUGACUGAAAAUGCUACAAUUAAAUUUGCAUCCUUGUACUGUUUUUUUUUAAACUAACAGCCACUUAGAUGAUUAAACAAUCUUGACACUGAGCAAAAGUGUUUCUCAUGCAUUGGAAGUGUGACUAAGAUGUAGGAACGGAGAUUGCUCCAGCAUUAAUCAUUGCUGAUUUAUUAACCCUCUCAACCCCAUUUUCCUGCCUUCUUCCUGUAAUACCCUCUCAUCAAGAAUCUAUCAACGUCUUCUUUAAAUAUACCCGAUGACUUGGCUUCCAGAGUCAUCUGUGGCAACAAGUUCCACUACCCUCCGGCUAGAAGGACGUCCUUGUAUUCUAAGGCUAUGCCUCUAGUCUGAGACUCCUGCUAUUGAAAUGCAUUGCCAGGGCAGUGGUAGGGACAGAUAUAUUGGAGACAUUUAAGAGACUCGGCCCGUUUGUUAAUGUGCCUGUGUGGGAGAGUAUGGUUAGAUUGAUCUUAGAGUAGGUUAAAAGUGCAGGUACUGUUCUGUCAUAAAUACGGUUUUUGAAAGUCACAGGGUUCUGCUGGGGGAGGAAAAGAUCUUUUAAUGUCAUGUCAAGAGAAACCUUUCCAAACCUUUAACAAAAUCUGAAACAAGGGUGAUAAAGGCAGCACAUUAGAAAUACAUGAGGUAACUUUCACCGUAAAGGUGCUGCACGUUGGGUGAAAGGAGGGAAGUGGUGUAGCAUUACUUCCUGCUGUCAUGUCAGUACUGCACUAUUCCUCUGCAGUCCCUUCUGCUACAGAAUCUGAACCCAUAGGGCAGCACAGUGCUAUUACCGCAUCAGUGACCUGGGUUCCAUUUCCACCACUGUCCGUAUGUUCUUCCCCCUGACCGUGUGGGUUUCCUUCCACAUUCCAAAGACAUGGUUAGUGUCAGUGAGUUUUUGACAUGCUAGAAGUGCAGUGGCCCUUGUGGGUUGCCCAGCAUCAUCCUCUCUGAUUUGAUUUGACACAAAUGUACAUGCGAAAAGGAAAGUAAAUCUUUCUUCCUCUCCUGAUAACCCAUAAUGGGAGUAAGUAAUUUUUGGGGCUUCGCUGACUGACAGAUGUUUUGAGUUGUUUCCUUGUUCAAUAUACCACACUUGGAUUCAGAUGAGGAUGUGCUGGUAACUUAAACUCUUCACUAAUUGGACUCCCUGCUUAUAUUUGCUGGCACAAAACAACAAACUUCACAGCAUAUUUCUGAUUCAACAAUCCAGGUAUUUGUAAGCAUAAGUGUGAAUAACCUUAAAGACUUCAAGAUGAACCUGCUUUGAGUGUAACCAAAGAUUAAAACAUUUCAAAGUGUAUUUAAAGAAAUGAUGUCUUAAUUUCAUUAACUUUUGACUUUCAGCAUUUGGACCUUGUGGUUAUUUAAAUGGCCAUUGAGCACUGUUUUAUAACUACCUGUGAUUCAUAAGAUUUUAAAAAUCUAAAAUUUCAGAAUUAAUGCAGAGAAAAUCCCUAUAAUCAACAAUGUGAUACAGGCAUGUGAAGUUGGUGGGCAGGUCAGAUUAAUGUAUCGUGAAUGCAAUGAGGCAUUCAGUUAAAUGUGUGAUUUGCAUUAACAACCAAUAUUUAAUUGUAUUUGGAUUUUCAGAAGGCCUUUGACAAGGUGCCACAUAAGGCAGCUUAACAAGCUGUGAGCCCAGUGUAUUACAGAAAAGAUUCUAGCAUAGAUAAAGCAGUGGCUGAUUGGCAGAAGGCAAAGAGUGCAUAAGGGAGCCUUUUCUUAUUGGCUGCCGAUGACUGUUAGGACUUUUUUUCGCAUUAUAUGUCAAUGAUUUGGGUGAUGGAAUUGAUGGUCCAAACAUCCACUCUCAGACAGUCCUCUGGGUCUCCAGUGGACUGACAGAUAAUGGGCUACUGACUUCCUCAAUGGACCCUCCAACUCAUACUCCUAGAGUUUGGGCCAUCAGACUUCUGGACAUACAAUCAGCCUUUGUAGUUUGAUCCUCAGUAUUGACCCUAGGGUUAGUUGAUGAGGGGACCUUGAGUUCCAGACUCUUGUGUCCAGGUGGUUCAGUGGCCCCCUAGUGGUCACUUCAGCACCAUCAUGUGUUCAUUUUAAAAGUGUUAAUGUAAAAUUACCAAAGUGUUUUUGUACAGCACAUUCUCUUACCAGCAGUGUGAUGUUAUUUCAAAAAAAAUAGCCAAAUCACCUUACCUCUAGCAGUUAGUGGAUUCAUCGCAUGAGAGCUGAGUGCAAGUGGAGUGUGGCUUUGUCAACAAACACCCCAACAAGAUAACAGUAUUUCUUUAAUAGUGGACUUUGUGCGUCAGUUUGUUACUGCCUAUAACACCACUGGCAUUUAUGGCAGCAAUAAAGGUCCUCCAUCUCAGUCUGUCCUUGGCCACCUUCGUUAUUGUGCUACAGGUACGAUUCAGGGUUCUCGUUUCUGUUUCUGCAUAUGGUGCCAAGCUGUUUUCUUUGCUCUUCAGAGGUCCAGUGAAGAGCUGCUUGAUGAUGGAGUUGGCCUCUCUUCUCAUCACAUGUCCUAUCCAUCUCCAACCUUUCCUCAUGUUGAUUGUGGUCGUGUCCUCUUAAUGACACUGAAGGGAUAGGGCGUGGCUGGGGAUCCUUCUCGGCCAGAAAAUAUGUUGGAUUUUCCGGAGGCUCAGUGUGAAGUGACGAAAGCCUGGCAAGGUCAUUUUGUGUGUGUUAGCUUGUUUUGUACUUAAGUUUCUGGCAGAGAACAAGUCCACUACAUUUUGCUCUGUGGAGGCUGCUAUUAUUGAAUGGCAGAGCCAAAAGUGGCUGAUGGGCCAAAAGUUCUAUAUCUUAUGGUUGGAUGAUGGGGAUGAUCAAGAUCAAAAAUAAAUCAAGGUAGCCUCACCCAUUCCUACCUCUGGGAUUAGUGGCUACCACAGGUAGCAGGUUAAACUGGUUGUGCAAAUCUACAUUGGGUGGUGUUAACUUGGCUUUGGGAACAAAGAGAAACCACAGAAUUCUUGACAGAAAGUGAUGGAGAAAUUCAGUAUGUCAGUCAGCAUCUGUGGAAAGAGAAACUCGAUGUCUUGGGCUUGCAGUCCUUCAUCAGAACUGAGAAAUCUUUCAUCCCUCCUUACCCAUUCCUUCCUGUCUCCUGGCACUUUUCCCUGCAGCCAGAGGAGGUGGUAUAACACCUCCUCCCUCACCGCUAUCUGGGACCUAAACAACUCUUCUAGGUGAGGCAGGGAGUUGUAUGUACUGUCUCCCAACCAUUGUUGUCCGAGCGGCUCUGUAGCACUGUAGUUAGCACCACACAUUUACUGCACCAGCGAUCACCAACCAGGAUUCAGUUCCCACACUGUCAGGAGUUUGUGUACUCUCUCAUGACCAUGUGUGGUUCUGGGUGCUCUGGUUUCCUGCCGCAGUUCAACGACAUACAGGUUAGGGUUGGUAAGUUGUGGACAUGCUGUGUUGGUACCUGAAGCAUAGCGACACUUGAGGCCUGCCCCCAGCACAUCCUCAGAAUGUGUUGGUCAUGGACACAAACAACACAUUUCACUGUUUUGAUGUACACUUGACAAAUAAAGCUAUACUUUAUCAUCAACAACAUCUUGCACAGACAAAAUUUAUCAUUGACUCCCAAUAUAAGGAGAAAGAAUUGGCAAUGAAAUUACAUGCUCUGUAGAUUAUACCCUUAUUUCGUCUGAAAUAGUGGACAGUUACUGGUUGCUCCAGAGGGCAUAGUAGUAAUUCUUCCUCUCAGCUGCUCUAUGAUUAGUCCACAGGUUUUGGUUUUGAAGUACAUGAAGGAGGGGUUCAUUGGAGCACCCACUGAAAUACAGAAAAGCUGAACUAUGCUAAUAUAAAACAAUUUAGCUAGUAAACUUUAAAUCUUAAAAGGUUGCUGCUCUUUUGUAUUGAAACAUAACAGUGAAAAUAUUGUUUGCGUCCAUGACCAACACAGUUUAAGGAAUGUGCUGGGGGCAGCUCACAAGUGUAGUCACGCCUCUGGUCCCAACAGCUUACUAAACUCUAACUUGUACACCUUUGGUAUGUUUGUUUAUUUUAGAGAUACAGCACAGUAACAGGUCGUUCCAGCCCAAUGAGCCCACACUGCCCAAUUUCACUAAUGUGGCCAAUUUACUUACUAACCCAUACAUCUUUGGAAUGUGCGAGGAAAAUGAAGCACCCAGAGGAAACUCACGGGGAGAACAUACAAACUCCUUACAGACUGUGGUGGAAUUGAACCCGGCUUACCGGCUCCAUAAAGCGUUACGCUACCAUGCUGUCCACAUGCCCAGAAGUUAAAUUGUUAAUAGAUCUCCAAAUGGAAGCCAGUGGUGGGUGGAUGUGUAUAAGUAUUUAUAAACUGCUGUUGGGAGAUUUUCAAUGUCUUAAAUGCACUUCAGCACAGAAUACACAUUGACAAUUGUAGUUUUAUUCAAAAUAAACUGGUUUAUAAUGAUACAGAUUAUUGCACUUUUAAGUCCAUGGCUACAUUUACAAUACAUUCUUCACUUUUUCUGCCAUCUUAAUUUAUACAAUUAGGCAAUAACUUUAUAGCAUCAGAACCUAUAAUUUAGUGCUUCCCAAAUGAGAAAAUAUAAAAUGUUAGAUCAUAGUGUUUCAAAUUUCUCUCUUACAGCAUGACAGAAGUCAACUUAGCCAGAUGGACUCAUCUUCAGGCAUUUCUGCAUCCUUCAAGUGUGGUCAAUCAAUGGUCAUACGGAGUAGGAACUGCCCUCAUGGGGGAGGAGAAGGCAAUGCUUCAUCUUGGUUCAAGUAAAAACAAUCAGCUAAUCACUGAGCUUCGUCAACGCUGCUCAUGCAACUGUACAAUUUUGAUGAUGUUAGUCUCUUAGAAAUUUCAAAAUACUUAUUAAAAAAUAAAAGCUUUCAAUCUACUCUCUGACUGCCUCUGGAAAUGCACAGGAUCAAUUUUUAACCUAACCCACACAUAGUGAAACUGAUGAAAUUCAACCAAGUUGAUUUCACAUCCCAUGCACAGUGAGUAAUAGUGCAGUCAACUUAACAUUUCUGUUUUAGGGUUUACAUUUUGACAUUUAGAGCACAGAAUAUAAGCACUUGUCUGAGACACUAAUUUUCCUGUUCUGCAGCAUAAGAAUUAUGUCAAAAUUUAUUUUAUCCAUACUAUUUUGAUGGUAGUAGCUGUUUGUUAAUUAGAUCACUGUACCUUUAGAAUGAACUAACAAUGCAAAUAAUAAUUAGGAAACUACAUACCUUCCUCCUCCACUGGUUUCAGUCUAGGUGUUCCAAUGGUGACAUUGCAUAAGAUUAUUGCUACAGCUGUGCCUAUGCUGCACCAUCCUUAAACAUUUAAAUCUGCAUGUAUAGGCACUUUCAGAUCUGAUUUAAUAUUUAUGAACACAGCAUUCAAGUGUUCCAUACAUAAACAGCUGUGAUAUUUUAAAUGUUUGUUACUAUCUGUUCACUGGUUAGUGCAGUAAAGGAAAUUAUUUUGAAAGAAACUAACAGCAGUUAGUUUAAAAAGUGUAGAAAAUGAAGAGCUGAGUUUGGAAGUGAUUCAACGUUAUGUCCUGGCUGUGUUUGGCCUGUGUAAUGUUUAAAUAAGCAUUUUUUUUGUUUUUAAAAUCAGAUUUUUUUUGUGCCUGUUUAAAAAAGAAAAAAAAAGCUUGUUCAUUUCCUGUUCCCCCUUUUUGUUGUUUUUUUUGUGUGCAUUCCCUGAAGUUUAGAAAAAUUAGGGUGACCUUGUUCAAACGGUUAAGAUCCUAAAGGUAGAUUUGAGAUGUUAACACCAGUGGAGGAGACAUGAACAAGGGGGCAUUUAAAACUGUGCCGUGUAGAAAUCUCUGGGAUUCUUUGCCCCCAGGGUGGUGAGUGCCAGAUCAUGAGAUGCUGGGUAUAUUUAAAGCAGUGGUUGAUAGGUUCUUGGUUUGUAAGAGUACAGUAUAGAGGAAUGAAAGAGGAUCUCAUAGAAACAUUUCGAAUGUUGCAAGGGUUGGACAGAGUAGAUGUGGAAAGGCUGUUUCCCUUGGUGGGUCAGUCCAGGACAAGAGGCCACAGUCUUAGAAUUAGAGGGUACUCAUUUAAAACAGAGAUGAGGAGAAAUUUUUUUAGCCAAAGGGUCGUGGAUUUAUGGAAUUCGUUGCCACAUACAGCUGUGGAGGCCCGGUCAUUGAGUGUGUUUAAGGAGGAGAUUGAUAGGUAUCUAAUCGGUCAGGGUAUCAAGCGAUAUGGGGAAAAAGCUGGAAAUUGGAACUAGAUGGGAGAAUAGUUUAGCUCAUGGUGAAGUGGUGGAGCAGACUCGAUGGUCCAAAUGGCCUACUUCUGCUCCUUUGUCUUGUGAUCUUGUAAGAAUGUCAAAGGUUUCAAGGAGAAUGCAGGAUGAUGGCAUUGAGAGGGAAAAUGAAUCGGCCAUGAUGGAAUGUGACAGCAGACUCAAUGGGUUAAAUGGCCUAAAUCUGCUCUAAUGUCUUAGGUAUUUAAGGUGGAGACAUAAACAUCAGAAAGACUGGGGCAUGAAGGUUGUGGGCAACCAGCACACAAGAGGAUUUAAGAUCAGCCAUCAUCAUAUUGAAUAUUAGGGUGAGCUUUGGCAGGGGAGGGGGCGGCUGAUGAUAUUCCUCCUCCCCUUUUCUUGUGUUUUUGUAAGGAUUAGUUUUAAUUCUCCAGUGUCAAAUGUUUUUUUUCAUAAACACAAGUCCAAGACCACAUCUGGUUUGUACUGAUGGCAGAUUUUGAUGGCAAAAUCGUAGCACAUGAACAGUGGUCACUGCCAUAGCCAGUUUUUAAAGGGUGGAUAGUUCUGCUCUGCCUUAAGCCAGCCCAAGUCAAGAUCGUGGUUCACAAUAUUAAACUCUGUGUUAGUUACAACUGCUGUUAGACUGCUUUAGCCUCCAACACCAGUGCCUGCUCCUCAUCCAGAGUUACAUUCAUGCCCAGGUGUUCUUGGAAAGGGAGCAUGAAAUCACAAAGGGUACGUUGGGGGAUUUACAAACAGUCCCUCCUCCCAAGGGAAUUGAGUGUUUUGUAGAUGAAAGUGAUUGUAUUUUAAUUUGAAAUCGUCAACAGGGUUAAAUAUCACAUUCACAGGAUUUUGGAAGAGGAGGAAGAGCAAUGGGAUGUCUUGGUACAUAUUGGUACCAAUGACAGAGGAAGGAAAAGCAAAGAGUUCCUGAAGAGAGAAUUUAGGGAUCUGGGCAAAAAGCUGAGAAGCAGGACCUCCGGGGUAGUAAUAUCUGGAUUACUACCUGUGCAACGUGCCAGUGAGGGUAGAAACAGGAUGAUUUGGCAGGUAAAUGCGAGGCUGAGAAGUUGGUGCAGGGCACAGGGCUUCAGGUUCUUGGAUCAUUAGGAUUUCUUCUGGGGGAGGCAUGGCCUGUACAAAAUUGAUGGAUUGCACCUGAACCGGAGGGGGACCAGUAUUUUCACGGACAGGUUUGUUAGAGCUUAUGGAGAGGGAUAAACUGGGGGGUGGGAACUGGAGUGAAGGGACUCAUGAUAGGACUGACGGUAACAAACCAAACACAGCAUGCAAUCAGACUGUCAAGAAGGGCAGGCAGAAAAUUGCAGCCAGCAGGAUGAGUGUCAGUGCAUUAGGGAUGCAAAAUCUAAAAGGGUAGCAAAUACAGCACUCAAACUGUUAGAAUCUCAAUGCACAGAAUGCAAGAGAUAAGGUGGAUGAUCUUAUUGCACUUUUACAGAUUGUCAGGAAUAAUGUUGUGGCCAUCACUGAAUUUUGACUGAAGGAUGGUUGAAGUUGGGAGCUGAACAUCCAAGGUUACACAUGUAUCAGAGGGAAAGGAAGGUAGGCAGAGGAGAUGGCAUGGCUCUGCUGGUAAAGAAUGUCAUAUCUUUCUAAUGAUUUGAUGCCAAAGGAUUGGAAGAUGUUGAAUCCUUGUGGGUUGAGUUCAGAAACUGCAAGGGUAAAAGGACCCUAUGGUAGUUAUAUACAUUCCCCCCAAUAAUAGUUGGGAUGUAGACCAGAGAUUACAAUGGGAAAUAGAAGAGGUGUAUCAAAAGGGCAACGUUAUGACAGUCAUAGGAAAUUUCAACAUGCAAGGUGAAUUGGGAAAAUCAGGUUGGAAAUGGAUCUCAAGAAGCUAUACUGGAUUGGGUGUUAUGUAAUGAACCAGAGGCAAUUGGGGGGCUAAGGUAAGAGAACCCCUAGGAGGCAGUGAUCCCAAUAUGAUUGAGUUUACUUGAAAUUUGAUAGGGAGAAAGUAAAGUCUAACGUAGCAGUGAAGUAAAAGAAUACAGUGAUAUGAGAGAGGAGUUGGCCAAAGUAAAUUGGAAGGAGAUGCUGGCAGGGAUGACAGCAGAGCAGCAAUGGUGUGAGUUUCUGGGAAAAAUGAGGAAGGUGCAGGAUAGAUGUAUUCCAAAAACAAAGAGAAGAAAUACUCAUGGCAAAAUACUACAACUGUGGCUGACAAGGCAAGUCAAAGCUAAUAUAAAAGCAAAAGCGAGGACAUACAAACAAGCAAAAAUUAACAGUAAGAUAGAUGAUUGGGAAACUUAAAAACCUACAGAGAACAACUAAAAAUUAUUAGGAAGGAAAAGAUAAAAUAUGGAAGCAAGCUAUCAAACAACAUCAAAGUGGAUAGUAAAAGAUUUUUCAGGUAUGUUAAAAAUAAAAAAGAGAUGAGAGUUGAUGUAGGAACACUAGAAAAUGAGGCUGGAGAAAUAAUGAGGGCGGGAGACAAGGAGAUGGCAGAUGAACUAAAUGAGUAUUUUGCAUAAGUCUUCACUGUGGAAGACACUAACGGCGUGCCAGAUGUUGAAGGGUGUGAGGGAAGAGAAGUGAGUGCAGUUACUAUUACAAGGAGAAGGUGCUCAAAAAGCUGAAAGACCUAAGGGUACACAAAUCACCUGGACCAGAUAAAAUGUACACUAUGGUUCUGAAAGGUACAGGCAGAGAUUGUGGAGGCAUUAGUAAUGAUCUUUCAAAAAUUAUUGGACUCUAGCAUGGUUCCGGCGGACUGGAAAAUUGCAAAUGUCACUCCACUCUAAGAAAGUAGGGAGGCAGCAGAAAGGAAAUUAUUGACUAGUUAGCCUGACCUCAGUAGUUGGGAAGAUGUUGGUGUCAAUUGUUAAAGAUGAGGUUAUGGAGUACUUGGUGACACAGGAGAAGACAGGACAAAGUCAGCAUUGUUUCCUUAAGGGAAAAUCUUGCCUGACAAACUUGUUGGAAUUCUUUGAGGAGAUUACACAUAGGAUAGAUAAAAGGGAUGCAAUAGAUGUUGUAUAUUUGGACCAGAAAGCUUUUGACGAGGUGCCACAUGAGGCUGCUUAUCAAGUUAGGAGCCCAUGGUAUUACAGGAAAGUUACCUGCAUAGUUAGGACAUUGGCUGACUGGUGGGAAUAAAAGGAUCCUUUUCUGGUUGGCUGCCAGUGACUAGUGGCUUUCAACAGGAGUCUGUGUUGGGACUGCUUCUUUUUAUGCUGUAGCUCAAUGAUUUAGAUGAUGGAAUAGAUGGUUUUGUUGCCAAGUUUACAAAUGAUACGAAUAUUGGUGGAGGGACAGGUAGUGUUUUAAGAACCAGGAAGGCUGCAGGAAGACAGAUUAGGAGAAUGGGCAAGAAAAUGGUAAAUGAAAUACAAUGUUGGAAAAUGCAUGGUCAUGCACUUUGGUAGAAGAAAUAAGUGUACAGACUAUUUUCUAAAUGGGGAGAAAAUCCAAAAAUCUGAGAUGCAAAAGGACUUGGGAGUCCUUGUGCAGAACACCCUAGGGGUUAAUUUACAGGUAGAAUUGGUGGUGAGGAAAGCAAAUGUAACAUUAGCAUCCAUUUUAAGAGGUCUAGAACACAAGAGCAGAGAUGUGAUGCUGAGGCUUUAUAAGGCACUGGUGAGGCCUCACCUUGGGUAUUGUGAAGUUUUGGGCUCCUCAUCUAAGAAAAGAUGUGCUGGCAUUGGAGAGGGUCCAUAGGCAGUUCACAAGGACGUUGCCAGGAAUGAACAGGUCAUCAUACGGGGAACGUUUGAUGGCUUCUGGAUCUAUACUCAAUGGAAUUUGGAAGGAUGGGGGGGUGCGGGGGGAGGUAUCUCAAUGAAACCUUUCAAAUGUUGAAAAGCCUGGACAAAGUAGAUGUGGAAAGUAUGUUUCCCAUAGUGGGGGAGUCCAGGACAAGAGGUCACGGCUUCAGGAUAGAGGGGCAUCCUUUUAAAACAGAUGGAGAAAUUUCUUUAGCCAGAGGGUGGUGAAUUUGUGGAAUUUGUUACCACAGGCAACUGUGGAGGCCAGGUCAUUGAGUGUAUGAAAGGCAGAGCUUGAUAGAUUGUGACGUGGACAUGGCCACAAAGGUUACGGGAGAAGGGUGGGCAGUGGGGCUCAGGGUCAGCCAUGAUUGAAUGGUGGAGCAGACUCAGUGGGUCAAAUGGCCUAAUUCUGCUUCUCUGUCUUAUGGUCUUAAAGCCCUUAUCUUGUUUAUAUUUCGUGAUUGAAUAAAGGUUGGUAUGUUUGUUUAAAAAAAAGCUUCCAACACCAGGCCAAAAGGCUGAAAUCCAAACCUUGGCCUGAAUUGUCUUCAGUAAGCACAAUUCAGAGGCGCAUAACUUGUCGAAUUGAUAGAUUAGAUUUAUUUAUUUAGAAGCAGCACAGUAUAGGCCCUUUCAGCCACACUGCAUAGUAACACUCUAUUUAACCCUAGCUUAAAUCAAUGUACAACUUAUAAUGACCAAUUAACCUACCAACUGGUGCACCUUUAGACUGCGGGAGGAAACCAAGGCACCUGGAGGAAACCCAUGGGGUUACAGCAAGAACAUAUAAACUUCUUACAGCGGUGGGAAUUGAACCCGGGUCACAGAUACAGUAAAGUGUUGUGCUAACCACUACGCUACCGUGCCACCUCCUGCUCAAACUGUAUUUCACUUGCAGGCUUUACCAUGAUCCCUGCAUACCCAGUAACUAGUCGAGGGAAAGUGUGCAUUAUCAUGGAGUCAGAGUUGUACAAUAAAGAAAUAGGUCCUUCAGCCCACCACAUCUAUGUUGACCUGUCUGGCCACCUACACCAAUGCCAUUGUGAAUGGACGCAAUGAAUCCACGUACUCUACCUCCCCUCGUUUUCGUGCUCUUUCCACACUACUUACUUAGUUUUAAUCUAUUUUCUUAUUAUAAUUUCUAGUUUUUUUUAUUAUGUAUUGAAUGUACUGCUGCAAAACAACAAAUUUCAGGACAUAUGCCAGUGAUAUUAAACCUGACUCUGAUUUGCUCCUACUAAUGCUGCAUCUUUCUGUAACUUGUCCAUUUAAAUAUCUGUCUAAAUGUGUAUUUAACAAAAUGACUGCAUCCGAUUCUACCACCUCUUCUGGCAGCAUUAAAUUUAUCAACCAUUCUCUGUAAAAUAAUAAAAAAAAAUCCCCUUAAAUUCCUUUUAAAACUUCUUUCUUAAAAAGAACAAACCCAGGCAACUAAAUCUCUAUCUCAGCCACACACUCAAUAACAAAAGUGAGGACAUUCAUUCAUUUGGCAACUUCAUUACUGGCCGAGUAAUUAUUGUAUUUUCCUGGACAAAUAUGCGACUAAUUGCAAAGUGCACUCAAUGGGCCAAGUAGCCGAGUUCUGCUCCAGUGUUUUAUGGUCGAAUCUGUAUAUAGCAGGACUACAGAUAUGAUUGAAAGCUGUGUCUGUAAAUCCCUGACAUUUAUGAAAUUACGGUCCAGUGAUAGAAGAUAGAACAGUGCAGCACAGGAACAGGCCAUUUGUACUGAUCAACUUAAAUUAGUAAUCAAAUGGCCAACCUAAUUAAUGCCCUUUGCCGACACAGUGUUCGUCUUCUUCCUUUUUCUGCAUAGUCAUGUGCCUGUAUUGUUCUACCAUCACACCAGGCAGUGCAUUCCAAGCACCCACCAUUGUGUUAAAAAAAAACUUGACCCUCACAUCUCCUUUGAGAUUACACCCUCUCAACUUAAAUGUAUGCCCUCUGGUAUUAGACAUUUCAAUUAUGGAGUCUGUCUACCCUAUCUAUGCCACUCAAUCUUAUAAAGCUCUAUCAGCCUUUACCACUCCAGAGAACACAACCCAAAUUUGUCCAAACUCUCAUUUUAGCAUAUGCCCUCUAAUGCAGACAGUAUCCUGGUAAACUUCUUCUACACCCUCGCCAAGGCCUC
Messenger RNA from Mobula hypostoma (lesser devil ray), 12908 nucleotides. RefSeq names its product brain protein I3 (gene bri3). The coding region runs from base 265 to 672 and encodes 135 amino acids. NCBI's taxonomy places the organism in Eukaryota, Metazoa, Chordata, Chondrichthyes, Myliobatiformes, Myliobatidae. The record is from RefSeq and is a predicted model, not a curated record. The transcript is spliced from 3 exons.